ACAGUGCAUACGUGUUUGACGGUAAUCUCUUAACACACAACAACAACAACAAAUUACAACAACUCUCAACACAUUUGCCAACAGAGAUUUUGGAUUAUUGUUGGUGUGAGCGCAGGAGAACGAGACAAAACGGUUUGUUUUGAUUCUCAAUAAAAAUUACGCUUUGAUGUAGGGGAAUGCAACAAAAACAAAAAUCUGGCUUUUUUCGUAAGGCCGUGUGCUUGUUCGUUCGUUUGAGUGUUUAAAUGUCUUUGGCAAAGUAAAAAAGAAGAAGAAAAAAAAAAAACUAAGUGAAAGAAGGAAUUCCAAAUUCCAAUCGAAAUAAUUCGGUUUAAUUAAAAUUUAUGCUCUACGAGGAUAAAUGUGAGAGUGCGGUGGCCUUUAUCGGCAAUGUUCAGUUCUUCACAAGUAAAUGAACUUGAAUUUUUCAAGAAACACAACAACAAUAACAACGACAUUAACUAGGAGUAGUGGAAAAGUAAACAAAUCACUGUGAAUUGAAAUGAGCGCGCUUUCAGUGUUGUCGUCGCGUUGUUCCUAAGUGGCGAAUUUGCAUAAUUCACAAUUUCGAGUUCUUGAGAAGCCCGCUCGCUCAAGGAGUGUAGUAGAAGGAGGGGAGAAAAAAAACAGAAAUCUUUUGCAAGUCACAUUAAUUUUCCCAGAGUUUGUUUGGCCGGAGGGGGUAGUAGGUGCUGAGUGCUGCCGCCAACAUUUCUUAAAAUCGUUGUACACCGACAUCAGCAGCUGCAAGCAUAGCUUAGCUUCAGCCUGCAAACUUAUCGAGCAAAACAGAGAAAAAGGUGCGUUUGGCAACGGCUCUCGAGUGUCUGGGCCGGCUGUCAAUCACUGAGUUUGGUUCAGAGAUUAAAAAAAAAAACAAAAAAAGUGUCAAAGUGUGAGUGCAUGCAUGUGCAUGUGAGUUAAAUGCAAAAUAGAAACAACAACAAAAAGGUGUUUACAUAAAAUUCUCUAUGAAUUGCCAGUAAUUUGUGAGCGAUUUUCUGGUUUUCUAAAACGUAGCAGAAAAUAACACCAAAAAAAUACAAAAAAGCAUAAGAGGAAGUAGAUACAAAGAAGAAGAAGAAGAAGAAAGAAGAAGUGUUUACCUAAAACAAGCCAACGAGCCAUUUUAAAAGCUAAAGAUGUUGUAUCAAAGUGUUUGUGCUAAAAUAUCAUAAAUUUCCAUAAAUUACUGCCCUCAUAAUUUUACGCGACAACGACAUUUUCCUAUUGCGAACAAGGAAAGCCACAACCACACAAUAACAACAACUUCAGCGUUUACUGCAAAGCAAUCAUCUGCUGCCAUCAUCAUGGCCCAACGAUCUUUGAAAUCUUGGCCUCACCAAUCCCCCCACCACAACAGGAGACUGCAACUCUACAAAGCCAUGAGUUUACCUGUGUUGAUGUUUCUGGGCUGCUGUUCGUGCCUCAUGUUGUGGCCCCAAACGACUAUGGCCACGUUUGACUCGACAAUGCAAGAUUUCGGAUCCGUUACAGCAAAAGGUGAGAACAUCUUCAUGCUUGCCGCCGCCACCAGUGCCAAUAAUGGCGAUGAUCUUGGCAAUGGAUUUCCGGGCGAAAUAUUAGCAGACGCUGAUGACAAUGACUUUGGCCAAGCCACAGGCCUAGACACAGCAGCAGAUGGUGCUGAUAUCGGCAAAGCCACUAAUGUUGCUGCAAAAAUGCCAAUUGGCAGAAAAGAAGAACCCAGACCCAAUGCUGAAGACUUAGAAAUGAUGCAACAGCCAGAGCAUUACAAGAAACGCAUAAUGGGCCAACAACAACAACAAUUGGACUCCCAAGAUUUGAAGCCAGCCAGCCAGCAUGAGAACAACAGACAUCUAAGAUACCAGCAAAUACAGCAGGCUUUGAGGGAGCCCAUAACCCCGGUGCCGCCCCAUCGACAAGAACGUCACCAUCACAAUCCACAUCAACACCAACAGCAACAUCGUCAUGAAAAUGCCAAACAGCAGGAGGAAUACAAAUGGCCCUUGCAUCAGCGUUCGCGUCACCAUUCGCUGGCUCAUCAGCAAAUGGCCCAUCUGCACAGUCAUCGCCAUCAUCAUCAUCCACAUCAACAUCGGGAACAUUUGCAUCAUCAAAGGAGACAUAAUUUGAGUGCUACUGCAACCACAUCAACAACAACAACAACUACCACCACUCUAAGGCCCCGUUAUUUCGAUCGCGAUGGCUUGUAUAGCAAUCCUCUGGCUUGGAUACCCAGCACCGAGGGCCCUUUGGAAUCGGCCGAGGGGAAUAAAUCGCCAGGCUCCAUCAAAAAGCAUCUCUUUAAUCCCCACAAUCAUCUCUUCAAUGAUGAGGAUAUGUUGGAAUUAAGCGAAGAUGACCAUGAGGCCAGAAAAAAGGAAGAAGAAUUUAAACGGAUUUCCUUGUCCUUGGAUGCCACCAAGGAUAGUGGCGCAGGAAAUGACAAUAAAUUGUUUGAUGCGUUACAUUUCAAUGACAAUGAUGGCGAUGAUGAUGACGACACAGCCGAUGGUGAUGAUGAUGAUGAUUAUUCCUAUGACGAUGACAACAAUAACAACGAGAAUGUGGAUUUAAACCGAAAUCGUCAUCCACCAACAGGCCAAGCAGUAAACACUGGCAAAAUCAAUGUUAAGCGCUACACAAAUCCCCAAAGAGCUCCUUAUAAAGCUUCGUUGCCAUCAUCGCCAUUGUCAUCCUCCUCCUCCCCAUCUGCUUCCAGAAGACGCCAACAGCUUUCCUCGGCACAGUCAUUAUAUGGUCCUUCGCCUGGCAACGAUGACAAUGAGGAUUAUGACAGCAAUGAUGAGAAUACUGCAAAUGGCAAUUCUGCUAAUGAUGAUGCUGAUGAUAAUUUCUCCGAUGAGAAAUGGAAUAAAAUCGAACAUGAGCAUUAUCGCAAACAAUUGCAACAUCAAAAGGCCAUGCAGGCAUUGCGCUCCCGUAGACCCACCUCCACUAUGGAUAACAAUUCACCCAACAGCAUCAUCAGCAACAAGAACAGCAACCCAAAAUACCCGGCAUCAGCUAAAUCGGCAUCAACAGCCAAACGUCCAAUUAUAAAUGAGGACGACUCAGAUAACAUCUAUUCGCGAUAUUAUGUGCCCGGCUCGGUAACACGCAAAAAAGAGGAAGAGUUGGGCUCACCCAGUGCUGUAUUGGAGUCUAGGCGACAAUAUGCCCUGCAACAAAGACGUAAUAAAGCCUUUGCCAGUGCCCAUCACAGCCGCAUUGUGAAGGAGGGCUCCUGCCGUCUGCCACAGCCUCGAGUGGAACGCAUUCGUCGCGAUUCUUGGAAAAUCUAUACGCCCCAUUGCACCAUUCUUCAUCGUUGUGCCGACGAUACCGGCUGUUGUCCCACAGAGCGCCAGACUUGUGCUCCCAAACGCACAAAAAAUGUGGAUCUCUAUUUUUUCGUUAUCACUCUCAAUGAAACCCAAGGAUCCAUAGAACGUCUGACAUUUGUAAAUCACACCGAAUGUCAUUGUGUGGAUAAGACCAAACAACGAUCGGCUCUGUUUGAUGGCGAUGAUCCCACAUCAGAAAUUGCCACUAAUCACAUACCCUAUCUGAGAAGGGCCACCAUACUCAAUUGCAAUUGUCCCAAUCUGUAUGAGAAGAUACUGCAGGAGGAUGGUUUCUGCCGUUGCGAUUGUUCUUCGGGUAAUAUGGGAUGUGAUUGGCUGAAGCGAGGCAUGGAACAUUUCUCGAUGAAUGAUAGAAAAUGCAUUACAGAGGGCCGCUGCAAACUGCCCACCUGUGAGUAUGGCAAUUAUAUGAAGAAAUUGGGUCGUUGUCCGAGACGCGAGGAACGACAAGUGGACACUGUUGAUUGGUGAACCCUCCAGCCAAUGCUGAGGGCAACUACAACAGCUCGAGAUUUUAGCCAUAAUUGAGCGUUUCCUUACCCCCAAAGAAACGCCAACAAAGUUAGCAAAGUUAAGUAAGCGUUAAGAGAGACGAUGAUAACAUCUACAACAACAACUUCUUUUCAAAGGUUUAAGAAAAUAGUAGUUGAGCAACCAUGGGCCUAAGGAGAGAGAGACAAAAUCUCUUCCCUAGGCCCACUAUGUUAUUAAAUUUAAAACAUAAACGAUAAACAAAAACUUGAAAGUAUUAAAAAAACAAACAAAACGAUAAGCAGAGUAUAAUUUAAAAAAUUAGAUUUUUUCGAAAUUAAGUAAUGUUAAAUUUUUUGAUUCAUCCCAAAAACAAAAACGAGAUAAAGGAAGAAAGAGAGAGAAAAAAGAAAACACACAGGAUUAUCAAAACCCUCAAUAACGACUUUAGAAGGAAUCUACAAAAAAUUAGCCAAUAUUGGUGCAAUGUUCUUGAACAAUAUCUUCUUCGAUAAAAACAAAAAUUAAUUAAAACUCUAUGCAAUUAUAUAUACACACAUACCCAUAUACAAUACAUAAUUUAUAAAAAAACGAAAAAAAAAACAAAUACAUAUAUGUGGCAAUAUUAUGGCAAGACCCCCUCCAUAAAAUUAAUUCUAAACACACAAACGAAAACCCCCGAAUUAAUUAUUAGUGUUCUUUAGCAAAAAAAAUUAAACAAAAAGAAAAGAAUAUUAUAAGCAAAAGCAGCAUAUCCUUUCAAUUCCCUCCUAUUACAGUAAAAACAUACAAUAUACUUAUAUAAUAAUCUUAUCUUGUAUUAUAUUGACUUUAUAUAUUUACCUACAUUUUAGUAAGUCUGUUUUCUAAGGGAACUGCAUUUAGAAUUUACGAAAUGACGCAACAAUCUCUAACCAUUCAUCUUGCAAAAUCUCUGCAGAUCAUGUAUUAUACAUCGGAAAGAUAUUCCUGCAUCAAAACAACAGUGGCAAACAAAAUUUUCAUUAUUCAUACCUAAACUGAACCAAUUAAUCUGAACAUCUACACCGAUAGCCGAAAGCCGUAGCAAAUUCAUGCACCUGUGGAGUCAUUGUCAUAAACUGGCGUUGUUGAAAUUAUUGACAACUUAAGGUGUCAGUUUUGUGAACGCUGGUAGUUGGUUUUGUUAACCAUUCGCUAUCAACAUCAUUCCUACACAAUGCAUGUAUGUAUUGUAUAUCAAGGUUGAGCGACUCUUAAAACAUUGCAUGUACAUACUCGUCGGCGACGACAAGGUGGGGAUGGAUGGAUACACCCAGAUUCGAUUCUCAGCAGUACACAAAAAAAUCUUCCAAUCUUUAAGAAAAAACCGUAUACUAGACAGACAGACAUUAGACAGAAUGUGGGCGCCUAGGUACAGUUCCUAACGUUUAGUUCACAAAAAAAAAGUUGUUGUCGAUUUAUGAACAUUUGUGGUUGAUCUAAUAACAUAUGUGUGCUGUUUCACUGUAAUGAACCAUUAGGGUCAACUUGACAAAAACGUGCUUGUUGAUUUACUUUUACGAACCAAUAGGUAACACUUUGAUAACCCCGUGUUUGAUUUUUUCAUUGGGUAUAGGAAUACCUUCAUAGUUUAAUUGGCUAUGACAGAAUAUUUGUUCCACUAGCCGAACGUAGAAUUGCGUUCCAAGCGCCUCGAUUUUCUGCGCUCAUUCUAAAAUCUCUGACAUCAACUUUCGAGGUGACCCCCACAAUUUGAUCUUUCCAUCGGGCUUUUGGUCUUCCCGUUUUGAGUGUACCACCGUGUUUGCAUUCAAAAGACUUCUUUGCUGGAGCUUCUUCAUCCAUUCUGACAACAUGACCUAGCCAACGCAGCCGUUGUAUUUUGAUGCGUGUAACUAUGCUAUCGUCGUAAUACAGUUCAUACAGCUCGUGGUUCAUACGUCGCCUAUAUUCUCCGUUAACGCAAACUGGUCACAUAUAUUUUACGAAGAAUCUUUCUCUCAAAUAAU
Molecule: messenger RNA, 5815 nt
Organism: Stomoxys calcitrans (stable fly)
Lineage: Eukaryota; Metazoa; Arthropoda; Insecta; Diptera; Muscidae
Gene: Pvf3
Exons: 5
Coding region: 1311-3824 (837 amino acids)
Biological process (GO): hemocyte migration
Cellular component (GO): membrane
Molecular function (GO): growth factor activity
Source: RefSeq, a predicted model, not a curated record